This is a messenger RNA of Cooperia oncophora, 306 nucleotides long. Lineage: Eukaryota; Metazoa; Nematoda; Chromadorea; Rhabditida; Trichostrongylidae. The record is from the annotation of a GenBank genome assembly.
AUGCUGAGCCCAGAGAGAAAGGAACCACGGUUGCGGUCGCUUUCCACGAAUGUCAGCACAAGUGAAACCAGAUAUUUCGUCGGUUCGCAUCGAUUGAAGCGAAAACGCUCGAAAACGUCGAUGUCUCGCAUUCGCCAGCACACCGCAGAGGUGUCACGACGUGCAUUCCACUGGACACGGACACUGCGUAAUCUACGUGGUCGAAGGGUAGCGCAGCGCAUUGACGAGCAGUGUCGAACGGCCUUUCCUGUGGCAUUCCUAGUAUUCAAUCUCGGCUACUGGACGUUCUAUUUGGUUUACAGCUGA